Molecule: messenger RNA, 1230 nt
Organism: Desarmillaria tabescens
Lineage: Eukaryota; Fungi; Basidiomycota; Agaricomycetes; Agaricales; Physalacriaceae
Product: glycosyltransferase family 2 protein
Exons: 3
Coding region: 181-1134 (317 amino acids)
Cellular component (GO): endoplasmic reticulum membrane
Source: RefSeq, a predicted model, not a curated record
CUGUAAAGCUCCACGUCGACUGCGUAGUCGCCAGAUUCUCACGCUCGAUCACCAUGUCUUCGCACCAGCGUGCCUCCUUCCCUUCAACAUCGUCCUAUCAUUAUUCUCGUUCUCUUCAAUCAGGAAUUGUCUGGGGUCGAAUGAGUAUCUCGUAGACAAGAAAACGUAACCGCAUUCGCUAUGGAAACUUCCACUAUCGUCUAUGCUGGCAUCGCAGCAGUCUUUGGGGUGGUGAUAGUUUUAUACCUCGCACUCAUCGCAUGGUCUCCCGACCCAAUAGUCACACACGACUCCGAAAAGAAAUACCGCUCACACAAGCACCGCACCGAUGCCCAGCCCCUACCACGUCUCUCCGACCCCAGCACUGUCGACCUCAGCGUCGUCAUCCCCGCCUACAAUGAGACCGAACGCCUCCCCAUCAUGCUCGCCUCCGCUAUCGACCACCUCAGCAAAACGACGCACUCAUUUGAGGUGCUCAUCGUUGACGAUGGCUCCUCUGACGACACCUCUGCCGCGUCUCUCAGUCUCGCGGGGAAGUACCCGAAGUGUGAUAUCCGUGUAGUGACCCUGGAGAAGAACCUGGGUAAGGGCGGUGCGGUGCGUCAUGGGAUGCUCUAUGCGAGUGGGGAGAGGCUCUUGAUGGUCGAUGCGGACGGAGCGAGUCGGUUCAAUGACUUGGAGCUUCUCUGGCGCGCCAUGGACGAUAUUGCGCCAAACUGCGGUGCUGGAGUCGUCGUCGGGAGUCGGGCACAUCUCGUCAGAACUGACGCGGUCGUAAAGCGUUCGCUACUACGGAACAUCCUCAUGUACGGAUUACACACCAUUUUACGAAUCGUAGGCGUCGGACACAUCCGUGAUACUCAAUGCGGGUUCAAGCUAUUCUCGCGCUCUGCGGCACAGCAGAUAUUUCCUCACCAGCAUCUGCCUACGUGGAUAUUCGACGUCGAGCUCCUCCUACUUGCCAAGCAGCUCCGUAUACCUGUCGCGGAAGUGCCUAUUGACUGGCACGAGGUCCCAGGGAGCAAACUAAAUGUUGUGACAGCGUCUUUGCAGAUGUUGAGGGAUUUGUUGAUUGUUAGGGCAAAUCAUUUGCUGGGGAGGUGGAAACCGUCGGAUAAGGUUAAAUCGGAUUGAUUGUUUAGAGUACUACUACAUAUGAGAAAAGUAUAUACAAGGUAGCAGUCUACGCAGUGCUCUAUUGGACUACCUUGGCAAGUUGCCUGUGUGCCC